Spizellomyces punctatus DAOM BR117 is the source of this 345-nucleotide messenger RNA. RefSeq lists its product as uncharacterized. The record is from RefSeq and is a predicted model, not a curated record. The transcript has a single exon. NCBI's taxonomy places the organism in Eukaryota, Fungi, Chytridiomycota, Chytridiomycetes, Spizellomycetales, Spizellomycetaceae. Bases 1 to 345 code for a protein of 114 amino acids.
AUGCCAGUCAAACGCUCACCAACGCAAGGCCGCUCACCUGUGAUCCAUACUUGUAGUCAGGGUCCUGCGGAGGACGUCAAAGUCCCUCCCGCAACAUGCCCAAGGUGUUCAGGGACCGCUUCCGCUGAGCCGGAAGCCCCUCGCUUGGCCAUGAUGGCCUCUGAAGUGGCAGCGUUAAAAGAAGACAUUGCCCACUCGACUGCUGCAAUGCAGUUGGCAACUCAAAACCUUACGGAACAGCUUCAUAGGCUUUCCAAAUGUCAGACAGCAGCGGAUGAGCACCUCGCACGAGCCUUAGAAGCCCUAGUGCAUCACCCGCUGCCUGAACAACCUCCCAUAGCAUGA